AUGAUCCAGAGAGCAUCGCUAUGCACACCUUGUGAGAGUAUCCUCCAAAUCGUGCUGUGGCGAGCACCGGACGGUUGGUGCGCAGAGCCCUGCAUAAAUGCACAUCCUGUGCGCUGGGCGGGCGGGAACUCGGACGGAGAGGCACCAGGAGGAGAACCGGCCGCACUAAUAAUAACACCCACACCCACCCACCUGAGAGGAAAAUAA
Akanthomyces muscarius is the source of this 207-nucleotide messenger RNA. RefSeq lists its product as uncharacterized. The coding region runs from base 1 to 207 and encodes 68 amino acids. The record is from RefSeq and is a predicted model, not a curated record. The transcript is spliced from 5 exons. Lineage: Eukaryota; Fungi; Ascomycota; Sordariomycetes; Hypocreales; Cordycipitaceae.